AUGAGUGAGGAAGAGGCAAAAAUAAUUGAUCAAGAAGAGCGGCUAGAGAAAGCAAUUCUAGCUGGAUUGGACGCUAUUUUUGCAGAUGAUGUUGAUAAAUUUAUUGAAAUAAAUUCAAAUGUUCAAAUUCAAGAUAUUCACUUUGCUAUUUCAUACAAAGUUCCAGAAUUUUUAUCAUAUGGUCCUCCAAUGAUAUGCGUUGCCGCUUACUUCCAUGCCGAAAAAAUCGUAGAUUAUUUAAUUAAUGUUGGAGUUAACUUAGAUUUCAAAGAUUCCAGAGGUAUGAAUGUAAUACACUAUGCUGCAGCUGGUGGCAGCUUAUCGAUUUGCAAAAUGCUUGAUAAUGAAUGUAAUAUGUUCAAAAGAGAGGAUUCAGAAGGAAACGUACCGAUGCACAUCGCUGCAAUGUACAAUUCAGUAGAUAUUGUUAAGUAUUCAUACGCACACGGCAUCAUUUUAGAUGCUGUAAAUAAUAAUGGUGUUACGCCGCUAAUGUUAGCAGCCAAAUGCGGAAGUAUAGAUAUAUUGAAGCUUCUUAAUGACAAUGGAAUUAACAUGCACGAUUCAGAUUCAUCAGGAAAUAACGCAUUGCAUUAUGCAGCGAUGGGUAAUAGCACAGAGUCACUUAUCUACCUUGCAGAAGAAUGUGGUGUACUUAUUACUCGUACAAAUCAUAACAGCGAAACUCCUUUAAUCAUUGCUUGCGCAAGAGGUUGUUUAUCUGCUGUAAAAUGCUUAGUUGAGAAACUUGGCGAUAAAGUUAAAGUCAGAAACAAACGUAAAGUACCAAUUGUCAGCGCUUGCCAAAGUGGAAACCUUUCUUUGGUGAAAUAUUUGAUAAGUAAAGGAGCUUCACUUAAUGAUUUCACUUCGCAAGGAGAAACACCAAAAGAUGCUACUUCAGAUUAUUGUCAUUAUGAAUUACUCAAAUGGAUCAAAGCAAAUAAGUAA
Molecule: messenger RNA, 951 nt
Organism: Trichomonas vaginalis G3
Lineage: Eukaryota; Parabasalia; Trichomonadida; Trichomonadidae
Product: spectrin binding
Exons: 1
Coding region: 1-951 (316 amino acids)
Molecular function (GO): protein binding
Source: RefSeq, a predicted model, not a curated record